Messenger RNA from Gallus gallus (chicken), 11282 nucleotides. RefSeq lists its product as uncharacterized. Bases 7458 to 8468 code for a protein of 336 amino acids. Lineage: Eukaryota; Metazoa; Chordata; Aves; Galliformes; Phasianidae. The record is from RefSeq and is a predicted model, not a curated record. The transcript is spliced from 4 exons.
ACAGCGCGGCGCGGCACCGCCGCCGCGGCUUUUAUGCGGAGGUGUCCGGCGGCUCCGCGCCCCGGCGGCCGGCACUCCCCCUGCAACGCCCCGCAUCCCGGGAGGCGCGGACAGGGCCGGGCGUGCCGCGCCGCCGCCGCCUCGGGCAGGGGCAGGGGCAGGGGCAGGACAAUCGCCCCUCUCCUGGCCCCUCCGGCCCCGCAGCCCCCACCGCCCUGCCCGACUCCACGCUGCCGGGUGGGAGCCCCGUGGGCGCGCGACGGGACCCCACGGUGCUGGAGUGCGGCGCACACUCUCGGCUCGCACCCCAGCUCUCCCCGAAAUAAACUGCAGGACGAACAGUGACAGAUCCAGCGGGGCUGUGAGUGAGCGGGCUUGGAUAGCGACGUGCAGCCCGUCCAAGCGAGACGUGCUCGGAACGCAACCCCCGUCUCCAGCAAUGACCCGACACAGCGCUCGGUGUCUCUGCGCUAUUUCACCCCAUACAGCCCGCUGGUCCCAGCGCCGCGGGGCUCCUUACAACCUGGAAGGAGCUCUCCUGGGUGCUCCGUGGCUGCUGCUGGGAGCUGCCAGCCCCCUCUUGCCUGGUACUGGGAUCUUAGGGCCAGACCCACGGCUGAGUGACACCAGUACGGACAGCUGCCCCAAGGAGCCGGAUGCAGACGUGGCAGGAUUUGAUGUUGCUUGCUGCAGCCUUCAUGCCAAAAGUCAUCCUCCUGCACUGGCACCCUUCUUGUUGAAGUAAGCAGAACCCUGGGGUAGUGCUGCCCUGGAGAAAGCCAGAAGCACAUCCCUCCUGCAUGAAAGCAGUGGAGCUGCCUCUCCUGCAGUGCCCUCCGGCUCACAGAGGUCUGAAGCAGGGCAGGAAUUCUCUGAUCCGAUUGUCUAAAAGUCAGCUCAGUGGUUCAGUGGUUCAGUCCCUCUGGGGCUGUGCCUUUCUGCGUCAUGCCAAUUCCGUGCCUCCAGAGGGCAAAGUCAGAUCAUGCUUCACUCUGCACUGGUAGAUGAUAGGGAAGGAAAGGUGUGCGCGGGGCGGGAUGGCAUGCUGGAACUGCUUCUGCCCUCCCUGCUGGUGAUGGAAAUGGUUUUCCAAAUAAAGCACUUUCCCUGGUAGAUCCCAGCCUGUAAGAAAAAUGAACUGGAUACCAAAAUAGCAUGUACUGGCUCCUGUUCCUUCUCUUUCCCUCAUCAUACGUGGCAAGCUGCAAAGCCAACUUCUGUGAGUGAAGUGGCAUUCAUGUAAUGCGGUGUCCUGGUGGUUAUCCUCAAUCUGACAUUGUCAUCUGCCCACUUAAAAGCACUUCCAGCUCUCCAGUCUGGGGGCAGGAGUACAUCUGGUACCUCUUUUGAUUUCCACUUCUGAUGGGAAGUGAGACUGUGGGAUUCACCCAGCUGCAUCUCAGGCUGCUGCUCUCCAUCUCCUAUAAAUCAAAGUCCUGUCCCUUGCUGGAGUGGGAGGCUUGGUGCACUUCCUGUUCAUGAGCACUUUCCUUCUCUUUUGAUUUAGCCUUGCUAGAGGAAGGACAAAGGUUUUUAUAAUGAAAGAAUCAAAUGUUUCUGUAUAGUCUUUUCCCCACGGCUGGUUUACCAAAUAACAGAAAAUCUUAUACAUUGGCUAAACAUUCAUCAUGCAAAGGAAAAUGUGUGAUAGCUACAGGAGUGUUACCCAUACGAAAGCUGCGGUCUGUCCUUUCUCUUGAUCCCAGGGACAAAGUUUUGGGCAGCACCAGCACUGUCAGUGGGUUUCUGUCUGAAUUCCCCAGGUCAGAUCCUACUGCAAAUUGCAACUGCUGCAUUGCAAAUGCAGCAGGCGCUCACUGGUUUUGAGACCAGGCACUGCCGGAUAUGCCCUGCACAAGAGCAUUGUGCCACGGACUCUCAGUGCUGGAGUUUGUUAGUAGCAGUAGGUGCCAGAGAAAUAUCCCAGCCAAAAUCCCAUCUGCUUGGAUCUCCAAAGGCAAUUUCCAACCAUGGAAAAAAUCCAGUCCUCCAGGCGUCCUUCAUUCCUGAUGCCCGUGCUGCAAACCACACCCCUGCAAUACCUCAGGAGUAAUCUGGGAAGCCCUGCUCCCCAUGAGCCCCAUGCCCUGGAGGGCUUCUCCACCACCAAACCGGAGGGAAGCGGGCACAAAGCACGUGGACAGCCCAUUCAGGUGCUGCACACUCAUAGCUUUGGUUCCAGCAUCAGAAUGCCUCUCAUCUCAGAAGGCAGAAAGGUUUCGUUCUGCCUCCCGGUCCCAGGAACGCAGAGCUGUAUUUAACAUGCUGCAAGUCAUGUCUUCAUUGGAGCCAAGUUCCCAGAUUGGAUCAGCUGAACACAAGUGGAACAAGAGCAAUAUGCUGCAGCACAGCCUGCGCACGAAGCACAGCUGCCUCUCUGAUGGGAUGGCAGCUUUGGUUCUCUGUUGGUUCUGUUUGGCAUGAGGACUCCUCUGCUGGAGGCAUGGGAGCACCAAAGCCAGGCACGUGAUGGCACUCUGUGAUAAAGGACCCCUACCUGCAGCCUGUGGUGAAUAUCCAGGAGGGGAUCACCAGGCUGAGUCUGUUGGACCGAGAGAGGUGAUGAGCACACCAUUCACUUCCAGAGCAUGUGUCCACAAAGAAUAGCCCAGAAUCACUGAGCUGAAAACAUCAUGCAUCUGACUGGAGUCAGUGGAGGAUGAGAGCACAGUGGUGGCUGGCUGCAUGGAUAUGUGGAAAUACUGCGUACUGGGGGCUUGGUUCGGGGACCAAAGGGAAAUCUCCAAUGAGAACUGAUGUACAGCUGCCACACAGGUUGUGGCCAUGCGGCAGGAGAGAGGCUGGAAAGUAGCAGUGAAUGGGAAGUGAUCUCUGCGUAUUUGCAUCAGGAGAUGUUUACAUGCCCACUCCGGUGGGAGCCAGGUUUCAUGCUGCAUCAGUAGCCUGGCUGCUUAUCAUCAGUUGUGUUUUCCCAAAUGUUGUCUUCCAGCUGAAGCAAUAUUUAGAGCCGGUUUGCAAGAGAAUGAGCUGCCCGUUCUUGCCUCUGUACCUCCAAGAAAUCACUGGGAGCUGAGCAGAUCUGCCAGAUUCUGUAAGAGGAGGAGCUGACUUUUUGUGAGAACAUGCAAAGUAGAGUCAGGCUCGCUACUGUAGGAAGAAAACCACUUGCUGUGCUUUUUUUGCAGGUGCUGUGAGGUUUGCAUGGCUCUUGCUCUUCUAAAGCCUCUGCAUUUCAGCAGCUCAUGAAAAUCUUCCAGGUGGUAUCUUUGAAUAGCCAUUGGGCUGCUGGCAUGGAAAUAAGUUCCCCUGUUUUGCCUACCAAAUGCCCCGUUUCAACAGUCAUUCAGCAGUUUGGGGAGGUGUAAUGCCCUCUCACAGUGGCUUAGAUCUGUGGCAUUCACACUCCCUGUAAAAAGGCUCUUCUUUCCCCUCCAAGUCCACCCUUGAGGACAGUGGCAAGGGACACCGGCCAGAGGGCGCAGAUUUCGGCAUGCAGAGUCACAGGCAUUCCACUAACUUUGGUUGGGCAGGGAAAGGCCAAGCAUGCAGGACACAGCUGUGGCUCAGAUCGUGCAGGAUGAGCACCUAUGUUUCACGGAUGCCCUGCUGGGACCCAUCUGCUCUGCUGUGGGGCCCACAGGACCUGCAAGACGCUGAGGCCUGUGUUGUGUGAAGAUGGGUUUUGCUUGCUGGAGCUCUGGUUCAUCCCUCUUUGCAGCUAGUGGUGAAUUCUGACACCUGAUAGACAAUGAUAACAAUGGAUGCAACAAUUUGGAGAUAAUCAUUUUCUGCUUACCUAGGAAGAAUAAUUAUUUAAUUACUUGCUGUUACGUGAACAAAGUGUCCUUGCAAAUAUCUUGCUUUAUUUCAUUAAGUUAUAUGGAAAGAAACAUUUGCUUUCUUUUUUCUUCAUUGCAGACGGAACAACGUUACUCUGGACAUCAUCUUUUUCUAAACAGUGCCUCAGUGGGAUGGAGAGGGGUUGGGUCAUUUUUAGACAAACUGUUAGGAGAUUAAUUCCCCAGCACAUGUAGGAGAGAAUUCUUGCUUGUGUUCUUUGUGGCACUGUUCUUGGUGCUCCACCCAAACAUGGCCAUUAAGUCUUUAGUUGUCCUAUGAUUUAGUGAAUCAUAGGACAGUCGAGUUGUCCUAUGAUUUAGUGAACAGUUUAAUCAGCCUAUCCCUGACAUGUUCUAUGUUACAGUCCUUGCAGAGGGCUGAGCAUCAGUUUCCUCAUGGUCACAAGACAGUGGGAGAGCCAAGGAGGGAAAUACCAGGCUUAGGAGCAAGUAGAUGGGAGGGGUAGAGCAAGAGUGAGAGCACGUGAAGCAGGGGAAGGAGGAGGAGGAGGAGAAAGGCAGUGGAAAGGAAGGGUUAGGCCUGGAGCUGGAAGAAGAUGGGAGCUUUUGCUGGAGGACUGGCUGGGCUGUCUCCUUCAUGGAGAAGAUCUUGAAGAGAUGGACAAAAAAAAAAAAUAAUAAUGCCCAUUAGAGUGUUCCCCCCUCCAAGUCUUGGCCUGGAGUCAAAGACUUUCUGUGUAAGCAUCCGUUUGGUUUGAGCAGAUGAACAUGAGAAGUAAUGUUAUUACAGCAUUUUACGACUGAUGUUUAAGGAUCUGCGAGAUGACUGUUAGGUUCUUCAUGUUCUUUUUCUUUAUUAUUUUAAGAACAAGGAAGAUCACUGACUAAACAGUAUUACUGAACAUUAUUAAUCUCGGUAAGUUAAUAAUGAGAAAAUACUGGGUAAUCUUCACAUCUUCCAUUUGUCAUAUUCGUUACAGACCCCUCUUUGGCUCCUCAUUUGUUUCCUAGCUUGCUCAAAGCAGAAGGUAGGCCCAUUAUUUGGGUGAAUCAAAGCUGUGCAACGAAAGAAGCAUUCCUUUGCUCCAGGUCUUAGUGAAAGAGGAACAGUAGGAAGAGAAAGGCCUCUAAGUGCAGAUGAGUGCACUGAUGAGCUUUCCCACGUUCUUGUCUGUGGUUGCCUGUCAGCUUGGCUGGAGGGCCCAGGCACCAGCCUUGUGGAUGGGCUGAGAGCUUGUCCUGAGGAAGGAAAUCACCAUCUAAUGCCAAAAUCCCAUCUGAGAUGCUUCAUUAUGGAAACACUGCAAGAAUGAAAAGGUUGGCCUGAAUCUCUGCACCUGAUCUUCUGGUUUUGAAAUGGGGAAGAUUGGACAUCAUCCAUGCGGACCUGUGGCAUGGGUAGCGCUCUUGUAUCAGCCUGCCUGCAUGCUGGCCAAACCUCUCUGAGGUACCCUACCGCCUAUUUGAAGUGCCAAGGCCUGAACAGCAGGCCUUGAACCAAAGCUGACCUCUAGAUGAAUCUCACAACCACUGAGAGUCACAGUAACAAGUGUGAGGGCAAUCGGUGAUGUAUCUUAAUCACUCUUGCUGUCCUCAUGUAGCAAUGGUUAGGUGCAUUGCCUUGUUCUGUAUUACUCUUGCAGUGUCAUUUAAUUAUCUCAUUGCUUUAAAGUUAAGUAAAGAUAAACCCUCCGUCUUAACUUGCUGUCUGCGGGCUUUGUGCUGACCCCUCCUCUAGCAAAACACUUUUCCAUGCUUACAGCUACACGAGGGAGUGCAAACUGCUGGGCCUACCUCUGCAAACCCCUGCUACGCUCUGAACAGCACAUCUGCUGCCCCUGCAGGGAGGACCGUGCUAGACUUGGCAAAGAAAACUGUGCUUAAAAUUGCACCUGUGUGUGUGCUGAAGCACAUGCAUGUUCCUGUGUAAAGCACCAGAGAAUGCAAGGUACACCUGGCUACGAAGAGAGCUGUGAGUGCCUUCUGCCAUCAGUGAGCUCAGACGUGCAAGGCGCUGAGGAUGGGUUGGUAGCAGCCAGCACGACAGGCUGCUGCUCCAACUCCACGAGUGACAGCUGUAAAGAGCCUUUAUUUCCAAAAUAAAAUGUAAAGCAGGAUAGCCCGGGCUUACUUGUGCUGGUGGAUGAAAUUGAAGUGCUGUUACACAGAGCUCCUUUAGGGAAAAAGUUGUUUUGUUUUAUUUUGUUGUUCUUUUUUUUCCCUAGGCCUUUUUGUUCUCACCACGUCUCUGACCCUUCAUCACCGUGGUAAACCGUGGCAAUAGUGCCCUGCUCACAAACACCUCCAGAAAUUUCCUGGAGCUUUUCCUGGGCCUCUUGCACAGUAUAUAGUCCCAGAUGAGGAAACUGCUUGUGACUAGGUUCAGAACUUUGCUUCUGCAGGGCUACAAAGGCUGUGAAUAGCAGCAGUGCUCCUGCAAAGCCAGUGAAGAUUUACCUUGGAUGAGAAUCCCAGCAUUUACCUGAGGCCAUAUCUAUUUCCAGAAGUGUGUAUGUCAUGGUAAUCUGGAUAGAGGGAAGGGCUUUUAAGUUUUGUGCUGCAUUUAAAGCACACGUAGCACUGCUGUGUGUCUGUGCACUGGCUGCGUCAUUUGGAUAGCCUGGCCUUAACUGUUCAGUUAUGAGUCCAUAUGUCACGUGUGACAGCUGUGCCUGAGGACAGGCUUACACGGGGACAGCAGGAUCUCUGUGCUUCGUGCAUUGUGAAGCCCUGCAGGUAUCACACAGAGAGUCUCAGCCUCGCUUGCACCUUCAGCGAGAGGCUGGACCAGAGACCUCUCUAUUUCUGCAGUUCUCUCUGUUACCGUGAGAGACACUGUGAGGCUGAGCCACGGUUCCCAAGAGUUCCUGUCAAGUCAGCUCAAAUCCUGUCAGCCGUUUAGGAGAAUGACCCACGGACGGAAGCAAAAUGACUUUUCCUUGCGCCAGGUGCUCUGAUCUCGUUUCUCCCAGCUGGCUCUGGUGGUUUUGCCUAUGCCACUUAGGUCCUCAGACACAAACUACCGUGGAACCGAGCACCAUGCUGCAAUGUGCCAAACAUCCCACAGGCAGCUGGCCGUGUCCCCGCUCCUCCCCUGGGAUGGGAAGCAGCACUGAGAGCCCCUGGCUUGUGCUGGAGGCCGUGCAGACAGGGUGUUCCUCGCUGGUUCAGUGUAAAUAGCUGAGCACUGGAGGGGUUACACCAGCCAAGUUCAGACAGAGCAGCACUGGAGUUUUGACAGAACUCAGGGCUAUUUGCAGCCAGGUUUCUCCAUCAAGGACAACAUGACCCUGGAGGAGAUGACUGGAGGGAUGGUCACCACCUGUCUUUCAAGGUCUGGAAUGCUUCCUGGCUGCUCCAGCACCGGAUGAGGUCACUGCCAGCACACCUGCAUUCAUCUCCUGCUACUUUCUGCCACUGUCUGUGGCUUUGAGGCCUAAUGCUGCUACAAAGCAAGCUGAAAAAUGGGUUUUCAUUUCAACACUUCGGGGAUUGAGCCCUCCCUUCUACACUGAUUGAGCUGCGCGACACAGCUGGUCUAGCACGGGAGUAAACCUUGUUCACGUAAGAUAUAUGUGCUGUUCUACUCCCUUUCAUACGCAGCCUCUGGAGAAAGAGAAUCGUUGCUCUGAUCAGAAAAGCAACAUCAGCUCAUGUUGCCACUGGAGGUCUGACCCGAGUUAGGAAGUCCAAAAGAUGCUUAUCCCAACUUCUUCCUCCACAGGGCUCAGCCUAACCUCAUACGCUGCUCUGCACACCAAAGCCCUCCUCAUAGUGUUUUCUCCUGGGAUGGGCCACAGCUGGUCCCUGGCCCAAAGCCCCCCACCCCAGGCACGGCGUGGCUUUCAGCCAACCCUGCCACCUAUCCCUGCUGGCAUAUCAGCAGGCUGCGGCCUCCUGGGCCUCCGCUCCCACACUGGGGCCAGCACUGGGUGUGGAGAGAAGCCUAUCUCGCAAGGCUGCUGUGCACAAAGCAGCUUUCCAGUGAGCUCAUCAUGGAGUCAGUGCCAGAACGAGUGCAAACAGAGCAUGAAGGGUUUGCACCCACAUGCCAGCCCGAUGCAAUACAUAUUUGGUAACCAGGAUCGAGGUUCUGAUCAAAUUCCUGCUGAUUAUUGCCCAACCUCUGCAGCAGCACAUGAGGUAGGUGAGGGGAGGUCCAGCUGUCACACACCAUCUUCUGGGACAGCAGCAGCUGCUGCAGGGUUUGCUCCUGUUCAGGCUGCCAGGCCCUACUGCCGUGCUCUGUGUGGGGUGGGUCCUCUCCCCAUGCGAGCGGCUCAGUGGGCACAUUUCUGGAAGUACAUGGGUCUGCAUGUGGCUGCCUGGCACACAGCCUGUCCCACCAGCUCAAGCAGAGGUGUAGGCCCUGCUCUGGCACUGGAUGUAUUGGAGCCAGAGGCUCAGGGCUUGCUUGUCCUCCUUGGUGGGACCAGAUCAGAUAGGUGCCAGCAAUCCGACUCCUGUCUGUGUGGCAAGGCAGAGCCCCAGAUAGCAGACUGGGACUCCAUGAGACAAAAAGCUCCCCAUCUGUCUUGUAAUUCAGCAGAGACCGUGUUCAACUCUUUGUUCGCUACUGGCGAGGGGCAGGUGAGGCUUCAGAGAGGUUUGGAAAGAAGGAAGAAAGAAAGGAAGGAAGCUGUGAUGUUGCUGAAGAAAAGCCAUAGUGCACACCCUGAGAUCACUGUUUCCAUCAGGAGUUGGUAAGAGUAGCAGCAUGGUCCUUCUCCCUUCCCCAUAUAACAGGAUAACACUAGCUGCCCAAAUUUCGAGCACUACCAUCACAGGAGGCCUUGGGUGACAGCAGAGGCUGGAACUGAAUUGCCACCUGCAGCAUGUGGCCCCCAAGCCUACUAAACCCCACCAGAGAGGAACAAGGGCUGCCUGGUACCAAUGUGGAGAGCACAGCCCGUAAUGACUGACCCAGUGCAGAUCUCCCAGGGACAGGGCAUUGCUCUUUUGCUCUGCCCUCAUCCCUUCACCACUAGGAAAUGGUUCUGUGCCCAAGUCAUGGACUCGUCCUCCUUUCUUCCUCCUGCCUUCCUUUGUGGGGUCAUCAACGGAACAGCAAUGGCUGCAGGAUGGGCAUGGUGGAUUUCCAGCUCCUGCGUUUUGUAUGAUGACCUGUAUGCUUUCAUCAUGUAUGCCUGACACCUGUAUGCUUUCAUCCCUCCCCUGGUGUUGUCUCGAGCAUGCAUUCCCUCUGCUAAGCUCCCGUUUCCUGUCUGUGAAGCAGAGAUGAAGGUAUUCCAUGUCCUUCCCCAUCGAGUUCUGGCACAUUUGGCAGGUGCUAGGUAGGAAACAUCUGAAUCCAAACCUCAGCACUGACUCAUUACCACUCAGGCCCUUAAAACGUUCCCGCACAGCGGUCUUUUCUCCCCAGAACCUUUCCCAGCCUUCUAGGCAUGGAGCAUGGGUGGCACUGUGCCAGAGCAAGAGACUGUGCCUCUCCUAAAUGGUGCCUGAGGUCCUUCUCCACGUUAUGGUUCUCAUCAUGUGCUGCUUCUUUGACUUAUUUUUUUUUUUAUUGUUUGGGGGAGGGCAGUGUUGUUUUAAAGCCUAGAGGGCUUUCAGGCUCACUGUAUGUGGUGGGGUCACCUGGAGAGAGAGGCAGCAGUAAGACACAUGUUUCUUUCUGGUUCUGUUCUGAGUCAGAAUAGAAGAUUUUCCGUGCAAAAGGAUGUGGAAUCAGAGUCUGCUGCCCAACCACCUUUCUUGGUCCAGUGAUGGAGGCACCUAAAGCUCAUGGGCAAGCCAGUUCUCCUGGGCUGCUCCUGUCCUACCGUGCUGGGCAGCUCUUGUGGAGAAGGACAGCAAUUUACCCCUGCUCCCAGUACUCAGGGUAGCACUGUGGGGUCCACAUGGUCCCUUUCCACAGCAGAGAGGAGGUCGCUUGGUUGGCAGAAGCACUGGGAACAUGCUCCCCUGUGCUCACUGAUGAGCCCAGCAGCACACGUACCUCCAAGCACUGAACAGGGGUGGGACAGCAGAUAGCACUGCUCUGGGCAUUCUGGACACACUGGCACUGGUGGCAAAUGCCAUAUCUCUUAAAAGGCUGCAGCAGUACAGCAGUGCCUGUCCUGGAUCGGUCAGCAUCAUCUUCCUGAAUGGUGCAGGUACACACUGCAGGAGAGCAAGAGCCGGGCUGUCCCUCCAUGAGCUGUGCUGUGCGCUGCACCAGGGCUGGGGGACCCUGUGCUCCAACUGAAAUAGCACAGGGCUCUCAGAGGGUGACCAGGCAGCUGCUCCUGCCAGGAAGGGUUCAUUGUGCCUGUCCUGCUCCAAGGACUUCUGGAGUGCUGCUCCAUGAAAGUGCUGACAUGUAAAAUGUGCAAACACUUCUCUGAGCAGGAGCAGAAGCGAUGCUGCCCCUGAGCCCCCUGUCUGGCCCAGUGGUCUUUAAAUGACUGAGCCUCAGCAUAAGGGGCUCAGAUAUCUCCUCCCCACGCCCUCCUGCUCCUGUGGCAGUGUGUAACCCAGGGAGAGAUUAUUGCCCCUGAGAGAGAAAUGUGAUGGGCUUGAAAAGAGUGUUCUUUGUGUAGGAAGCGGAGCAAAGGUACCACCAAGAGAGGGGCUCUGGUGGUUUGAGAGGAUUUGGAUGUCCACUGCAGGCGUGCUCCUAGUGCUCCCCAUGGCCCAGCAGAGAGUGGGCCUGUGCACAGUUACACACACCAAGAAAGACAAAGUCUAGCAGGCAGCUGAAGCACAAGGUGAGCUAGCAGCUGGAGGCAAAACAAAACAAAACAAAAGCCUCUUCUGUGGGGCUGGACUGGAUUCUGACCAGGGAUUGUAAAUACACAUCAACGGCUGCAUGUCCUCACUCGGCUCACGCUCCGCUAGCAGCAGGCUGACAAGUAACUUCUGGGUAAUGAGGAUCAAUAUUCCUCAAAUGCAGCCCCGUGGUGAUUCAUCAGAAGAGCCUUUAUCUUUGUCUUUCAAAAGCUUCAGUCAUUUUAAUGAAGAAGCAAUUUCCUGCUGAUCAAACGGGCAGCUGCCCAACACAAACUGCAUGCGCUCAGAGACAAAGGCUUGCGAUCCAUCGGUUUACUGAGGGUUAUAUCCCAGAGUUAGGAUAAUCCUAGGUGGGACACCCACAGAAGGGUUGGCUGCUAGAGGCAUUCCAGCGCCCUUGCAGCAGUAUCUCGAGACCUGUGGAUGAGCUCAACACAAUGGAAGACCUCCAGUGAACUCUUUUCCAAGUCUUAGGGCUAUCGAAAUAGUAUCUAAAUCAGUGAGGCAGGUCUGAAGGCUUCAUUCUGUUCUCUCCAGCACUGAGCAUUCAGACGAUUGUAUCCCUGUUACACGCUUACCAAAAAGAAAGGGGGGAGAUGGAGAAAGAAAUUUCAAUGGAUGUGUGAUUGUGCUUAGAGCUGCAUUAAUGCUGAGUGCUCAGAAUAAUGCAGAGGUAGAAGCGAUAUCGUGAGCAAUGUUUGGUCUGCAGGCAGAAUCUGUUUCCCAUGACAGUGCCUUUCUGAAGCAGGAAUUCCAGCAUGAAAUAAAACUUGUUAAAGUGGUAAAAGA